This is a messenger RNA of Hevea brasiliensis (rubber tree), 468 nucleotides long. RefSeq names its product stigma-specific STIG1-like protein 3. The transcript has a single exon. Bases 1 to 468 code for a protein of 155 amino acids. The record is from RefSeq and is a predicted model, not a curated record. NCBI's taxonomy places the organism in Eukaryota, Viridiplantae, Streptophyta, Magnoliopsida, Malpighiales, Euphorbiaceae.
AUGAAGUACUUUAGGGUUUUCUUGAUUCUUGUUGUUGUCAUGACUCUAGUCCUUAGUAUUGCUGCAUUACCACUCAAAGAAGAGAUAGAACACCAAGAAGAUGAUGAUAUCAUUGAUAUGGAAUUGAACGAACAGUCUGAUGAAACAACCAAGUUUAGUUCUGAACAUGGAUUUGGUCGCAUUCUUACUCAAAAGAAAAGAAAAGCUCGUCAAAUGACGUGCAACAAGUUCCCUCGGAUUUGCCAUGCCAAGGGAAGUCCAGGGCCUUACUGCUGCAAGAAGAAGUGUGUAAAUGUUUUGACUGAUCGCUUUAACUGUGGAGCCUGUGGGAAGAAAUGCAAAUACAAUCAGAUAUGCUGCAAUGGCAAAUGUGUAAACCCUUCCUUCAAUAGGAGACACUGUGGAGUUUGCAACAAUAGGUGCAAAAAUCGAGGCUUUUGUGCUUUUGGCCUUUGCAAUUAUGCGUAG